AAAUUUGCCUUGACUUUAAUCAGUAAGAAAAUUAACAGCCUGUUUUAAAAUCAUAAAAUAUGUACCCAAGUAUAAGACAUAGGGACCAACAAUUGAGUACUUUGCCUUAUAUUUGAAAAUUUAAAAAGGCAGUUUCUUUAACCUCAAACCAUCGCUUGUUAAGUUUCAAUAAAUAUUUGAAAUAUUUUGUAUCUGUGAUUUUUUAUAAUAAAAAUCCACAAGACAUAUUUAUUAUUUUUUCUAAUCUAAGAGAUAAAAAAAUUCCAUUUACCAAUCAUUACUCCCCCUUGUGCUAUUUUAUCACCAUUCUAUAAAUUUAUACUCCAAUCAAUUAAACCCAGUCUUUAAAUAUAUAUCAAAAUGAAAGCUGCACUAUCAUUUAAUUUACUAAGUCUAUUAUUAUUUUUUUCAAAUAAAUUUUUGGAGACAAAUUCUUUAACAAAUAAUCCGAGUCCAUUGGUAGUAAUUACGUGGGAUUAUUUGAAUGCUACCCAGCAUGCCUGGAAAAUUUUAAAUGAAGAGAAAAAAAGUUCAAUAGAUGCGAUUGAAGGUGCCGGCAGUUUAUGCGAAGAGCUGCAAUGUCGUACUACUGUCGGGUACGGCGGAAGUCCGGAUGAAGCUGGUGAAACUACAUUGGAUGCUAUGAUUAUGGACGGAGUGAAUAUGGAUGUUGGAGCUGUUGGUGGCAUAAGAAAUAUUAAAAAUGCGAUAUCAGUCGCGCGAAAAGUCCUUGAGAAUACAGAGCACACAUUACUAGCUGGAUCUCUUGCUACUGACUUUGCUGUCAAAAUGGGAUUCAAGCAUGAGUCACUGGCAACUGAUUUCUCUAAAAAUAUGUGGGAAUCAUGGAUGAAAAAUAAUUGUCAGCCGAACUUCUGGAAAAAUGUCAACCCUAAUCCAUCGGCUUCAUGUGGGCCGUACAGUCCUGUAAAAAAAUCAAUUACUACUAAGAUUGCUUUGGAAUCAACUGACACUGAUGAAGAUAAUCAUGAUACGAUUGGUAUACUUGCGAUGGAUAGUAAUGGAAAAAUAGCUGCUGGCACAUCGACCAAUGGAGCGAAUCACAAGAUACCAGGGCGUGUUGGAGACUCGCCAGUUCCCGGGGCUGGUGCUUAUGCUGAUCAAGAAGUUGGUGCUGCUGCCGGUACUGGGGAUGGUGAUGUAAUGAUGCGAUUCUUGCCCAGCUUCCUGGCUGUUGAAGAAAUGCGUCGAGGAGCUUCACCAACGGAAGCUGCAGCAGUAGCAGUAAACAGAAUAGCUAAACACUACCCCAUGUUCAGAGGUGCUGUCAUAGCGCUCAGUAAAAAUGGAGAUUAUGGUGCAGCUUGCAAUGGAUUCGCUUCUUUUCCUUAUUUUGUUAGUAAUGCAGCACUUGGGAAACCGACAUUAUUACGCAUUAAGUGUUUCAAUUCAAUCAAACAAGUGUCAUUAAUUUAAAUAUAUUUUUAUAAUAUUUACACUCUAAUUGUACUCUAUCAAAAAAAUAUAUAAUCGGUUUCAUAAAAAAUA
Molecule: messenger RNA, 1509 nt
Organism: Microplitis mediator
Lineage: Eukaryota; Metazoa; Arthropoda; Insecta; Hymenoptera; Braconidae
Product: N(4)-(Beta-N-acetylglucosaminyl)-L-asparaginase-like
Exons: 5
Coding region: 361-1437 (358 amino acids)
Biological process (GO): protein deglycosylation
Cellular component (GO): lysosome
Molecular function (GO): N4-(beta-N-acetylglucosaminyl)-L-asparaginase activity
Source: RefSeq, a predicted model, not a curated record